Messenger RNA from Schizosaccharomyces osmophilus, 1530 nucleotides. It is a transcript of the gene mug157, whose product is annotated as alpha-mannosidase GH125 family Mug157. NCBI's taxonomy places the organism in Eukaryota, Fungi, Ascomycota, Schizosaccharomycetes, Schizosaccharomycetales, Schizosaccharomycetaceae. The record is from RefSeq and is a predicted model, not a curated record. The transcript is spliced from 2 exons. Gene Ontology annotation, biological process: carbohydrate metabolic process. The coding region runs from base 1 to 1530 and encodes 509 amino acids.
AUGAUUGCUUUUUGGAGUCUUUUCCUGUUUUUUUCGGUCUCUUUGGCCAAUUCCUUUGACUUUGCUUGGAAGUCAUGUCCCAACUUCAAAGACUUUUCUACUAGAAAACACUUUCCCUUUGCCGGUUCCCUAAAGCUUCCCUUCCAGCGUCCUGUGCAAGCCUGUCGCACCUUUCAUUCCAAGGCUGUAGAACAAACGAUCGACGAUGUAAAGAGCCGUCUUGCUGAUGAGGACCUUGCUCGUCUUUUCGAAAAUUGCAUGCCAAACACCUUGGACACCACCAUACGCUGGCAUUCUGACCAUUCCGACCAUCCACAGACUUUGGUCAUCACCGGUGACAUUCCUGCUGAAUGGAUCCGUGACUCUGCUAAUCAACUUGCCCCUUACCUUCCUCUGGUAAAAUCCGAUCGUCCUCUUUCCAGCCUCAUAUUAGGUGCCAUUCAAACACAAGCUGAAAUGCUGAUCCAGUUUCCCUACUGUAAUGCCUUCCAGCCUCCAAAACAAAGCCACAUUGGCGGAAACGACAAUGGUCAAAGCGACCGCGUCACUCCAGCCUACGAUCCCCAGGUUGUGUUUGAAUGCAAGUACGAGCUUGACUCCCUUGCUGCCUUCCUCAAACUUUCUUAUAAUUACUGGCUUUACAGCAAAGACUCUUCUAUCUUUUCAGCUAAAUGGGUCUCUACCAUACAGGUAAUUUUUCGGGUUUUGGAAGAACAAUCCACUCCCACCUUUGAUGAGGAUACUGGCUUUCCCAAAAACCCCGUCUACACCUUCCUUCGUCAAACCGAUUCAGGAACCGAAACACUCGGUCUUUCUGGUCGUGGUUUUCCCCUCAACAAAAACUCUUCGCUCAUUCGAACCGCUUUUCGUCCUUCCGACGAUACAAGCAUUCUCCAGUAUCUUAUACCAGCAAAUGCCAUGAUGGUCGUCGAGCUUUCUCAUCUCCACGAGAUGCUUCAAGCUGCGGGUCACGCUGAUUUAGCCAAACUUGCCAUGUCUUGGGCCAGAAGAAUCUCAAACGGAAUCCGGGAACACGGAAUUGUCGAUCACCCCAAAUUUGGAAAAGUAUAUGCUUAUGAAGUAGAUGGCUACGGAAGUGCUAUUUUCAUGGAUGAUGCCAACAUUCCUUCUCUUCUUUCGUUGCCUUAUCUCGGCUACGUCGAACGCGACGACCCUGUUUACCUGAAUACAAGGAAAAUGAUUUUGAGCCCAGAGGGAAACCCAUAUUUCCUAAAAGGUACUGUCAUUUCCGGCAUUGGCGGCCCCCAUAUUGGUUUACGCAACGUUUGGCCUAUGAGUCUUAUUGUUCAAGCUUUCACUUCCGACGAUGACGAUGAAAUUCGUUCUUUAUUAAAUACAAUUAAGCAUUCUACCAAUUCUCUUGGUUUAAUGCACGAGUCUGUCGAUAUCACUUCUUUUGCACGUUAUACAAGAUCAUGGUUUUCUUGGGCAAACUCAUUAUAUUCCGAGCUUAUUUUAGAUCUACUUGAGAGGAAGCCUCAUUUGUUGAAGAAAAACCACUCUGGUUGA